Messenger RNA from Caenorhabditis elegans, 2401 nucleotides. RefSeq names its product Choline/carnitine acyltransferase domain-containing protein (gene W03F9.4). Lineage: Eukaryota; Metazoa; Nematoda; Chromadorea; Rhabditida; Rhabditidae. Gene Ontology annotation, molecular function: acyltransferase activity. The transcript is spliced from 5 exons. The record is from RefSeq and is marked reviewed. Gene Ontology annotation, cellular component: membrane. Bases 7 to 2247 code for a protein of 746 amino acids.
AUAAAAAUGAGCAAAACGACGAGGCCGAUCUCGCUGAAUCGGAUAGUUCAACGGAAUGUCAGAUAUUGUGCAAAACAGCUAGAAUACUUUCUUUUCCCGGUUCUCACUCGGGAGGUCGUGUUCUUUUUGACGUUAUGGACAGUCUUGGACGCCCUGGAAAUGAAUUUUAUGAAUUUGGCGCCGAAAAGCUUGGAAGUUAUGGCUUUUGGAAUUAUUGGCACAUCCCUUCUUGCUCAAACUCUUGUGUCUCUGCUCAUCGGUACCGUCACUGCACUUACCGUAAUUACCGUAAUCCGAUGCUCCUUAAUCAUGAUGCUCUAUUACAAUGGAUGGCUUUUUGAGGAAAUUGGCAAGAAGCCAAGCUAUGCAACGACAGCGUUCUUUGUAAUCCUGGGUUUUAUUUCAAAAAGAGCAACAUUUUUCUCAUAUCAAGGAAUUCUUCCAUGGCUUUUACCACCAAAAGUUGAGGAUACAGUUGCCAAGUAUUUGCAGACAAUGAAGCCUAUUUUGGGAGAGAAAGAGUUUUUGGAGCUCUCGGAGCAAGCUGAAGAGUUCAAGAGCACAAUUGCCGGUGGCCUACAGAAUAAGCUUUGGAUGAAAUGGGCAGUGUCUAAGAAUUAUCUCUCCGACUGGUGGAAAGAAGUUGUCUACAUGCGUUACCGUGACUCCCUCAUCCGAACCAAUGUCGGAUGUGCUGACGUCAUCUACCAAAAGACCACCUCCAACCAGGCCGCCCGUGCCGCCUACGUCACCCUCAACCGCCAACACUUUUGCAAUGAUAUCUUCAAGUCGGAGAAGAUGAAGCCAGUAAGCCUAGGAGGAAUUCCAUUGUGUGCUCAGCAGUAUGCCGAGUACUAUAGAACAUUAAGAAUUCCACAUGAGACGAGCGACAAAAUGAUUCGACUUCCGGAUGCUAAGCAUAUCGCCGUGUACCAUAAAGGUUGCUGGUACAAGAUUGAUAUUUUCCAUGGAAAACGUAUGGUGAAGCCGUCGGAGUUGGAGAAGAGUUUCCAAGAAAUCUUAGACUCAAACGAUCACAUUUCUCAACAAGGUGAGAAAUAUCUGUCAGCACUUACAAUUGGACCAAGAGAUCUUUGGGCUAGAAUUCGCACUGAAAAGUUCUCAAAAGGAGGUGUAAAUCAGGAAUCAUUGAGUUUUAUCGAAAACUCACUGGAAAUAGUUUUCCUCGACGAAGAAGAACGAUUCUUUGAUGAAGACGACUCGACAAAGUAUGGAAGAGAAUAUGCCAGAGCCCUACAUGGAGAUGGAUAUAUGUUAUGGUGUGAUAAACCGAGUGUCUACAUUUUUAGCAAGAAUGGAAGAUUCUCCUCGAACGCCGAACAUUCUCCAUGCGACGCCAUGAUCUAUGUACAAGUCCGUGAAUACAUCAAGUACCAUGAACAAUUCGAGUCUCCAUAUGGCCCAGACGGUCAUUGUGUUGGAUCCAUUGAGCACGUUCCAAAAGCGGAGAGGUUGUGCUGGGAUAUGGACAAAGAAACUUUGGACGCUAUUGAUGAGGCAUUUAUUAUCUCAAAAGGUGUUGCUGAUGACUUCAGUAACGCCAAUGUGGUAUUCACAGAGUACGGAAAGGAUUUCAUGAAGAAGGCCAAAGUAUCCCCGGAUGCUUAUAUCCAGAUGGCUCUGCAAAUGGCUUAUUUCAAGGAUCAAGGAAAGUUCGAGCAAACUUAUGAGCCCGCGGUGAUGAGAUUAUUCAAGGAGGGAAGAACUGAAACUGUUAGAUCGUGCUCUAUCUGGUCAUGUGAUUUUGUGAGAACUAUGCUGAAAAAGGACGUGGGUGCAGGGAAAAAAUUGGAGAAGCUGAAAGAGGCAUGUGAUCAUCACCAAGAUUAUUAUAGAACUGCGAUGGCUGGAAAAGGAGUCGACCGUCAUCUAUUUGCCUUGUACGUCGUCGCCCGUUACCUUGAAAUCAAAACUCCAUUCCUUGAGAACGUAUUCGGCAGGAACUGGUCCCUAUCCACAAGCCAGACCCCUCAACAUCAAAUGGUCGAAUACGCGAAAGCCCUCAACAAAGAACCAUCACUUUUCUGGCCAGCCGGUGGAUUUGCAUGCCCCGAUGGCUCUAACUAUGGGGUGUGCUAUACAAUUGGAACGACCGGAGAUCGAAUGAGUUUCCAUGUGACCACGUGGAAUUCGUUAGAAAAUACUGACUCGGCGAGGUUUUUGAAGCACAUUUUGGAGAGCUUGCGGGAGAUUAAGGAUGUUGUUGAAGAGGCUACACGAAAGUGAAACUUAAAAGUUUAAUUUUACGGUUUUGGAUAUUUGUACAACUUAAUGUGAGACUUGAGAAUUCAAUUCUGAUGUAAAAAUGUGAAUUUUGUUAUGAUUUUGAUAUGCUCCUAUAUACAUAAAUCUCUUCAUAUUAAUAAAGUUUUAUUGAAAA